GAUGCGUUGUUAGCAAACAGGUUAUGUUUUCUAACUUUUCUGAUCAAUGGACUUGUAAUACUACAAAAUGAUACCGUAAGUUGCAUCUUAUAAGUAGAGUAACUCUACGAUAUGUUUCCAGUUCAUGUAUAUAUGCACGUUACUUUGCGCCUGCUUGUACUAUGCAUUUCGUAGGUAAGCUGCAUAAACUUGAAUUCCUUUAGAGAAACAGCGUGCUUUACAGCCUGACUACAUUUACGCGGUUGCAUGGUUGAUUGUCUAUCCACCUGUAGUACUAGUUGCUUACUUCAAUGGCCACCAGCACCACGUUCCGUUCGGGUAAGCCAAAGCUGGCGGGUUUGGUCCAGGUAACCGAUCACUUGUACUUGAGCAACAUCAGGGCUGCAAACGACAUCGUGAUGGUGUCUGCAUGCAAGAUCACCUGCAUUAUUAACGCCACCGAAGACGCCACCAACGUCCCCGUACCCGAAGUUGAAUACGUCCGGGUGCCCGUGGCUGACUCGCCGGACGCCCGGCUCGGCGAUCAUUUCGACACGGUGGCUGAUAAAAUCCUGCGUGUUGCAGAACAAUGCGGACGUACUCUGGUCCACUGCAAUGCUGGUGUGAGUCGUUCGGCGGCGCUCUGCCUCGCCUACCUGAUGAGACACAGCGGCAUGACACUCGUGGAGGCCCAUAGUCGGGUCAAGUCUCUCCGACCGAUCAUCAGACCCAAUGCCGGCUUUUGGAAGCAGCUCAUUGACUACGAGGUCAAAAUUCACGGGAAAGAAACCGUAAAAAUGCUCAUGUCCCCUGUCGGAGAAGUGCCAGAUUUAUAUGAAGGACAAAUAAGAGGCUUGAUAUCUUGUUAAUAUUAAGUCAGAACUCAUUAAAACCUGUCUUUUUACGCGAUACUGAUCUUAACUGCUGACUGCUGCACGUAUGCCAAAGUUCAAUACCUGCAGUCUGUUGGAAAUAAUGUCUUUGUCAAAUAUCAAAUUUGGUCUGCAUAACAUACCAAUGUUGUUUACAGUUUUUUUACAUAGUCUUUUUUAUACUGUAGUGAAUUAAGUUUUUAGAAGAUUGUGGUUAAUGUACUAUAUUUAAAAUGUGUUCAUAUUAAAUGCUAUCCUUGA
Brienomyrus brachyistius is the source of this 1112-nucleotide messenger RNA. RefSeq lists its product as uncharacterized. The transcript has a single exon. Gene Ontology annotation, molecular function: MAP kinase tyrosine/serine/threonine phosphatase activity. Gene Ontology annotation, biological process: protein dephosphorylation. The record is from RefSeq and is a predicted model, not a curated record. NCBI's taxonomy places the organism in Eukaryota, Metazoa, Chordata, Actinopteri, Osteoglossiformes, Mormyridae. The coding region runs from base 291 to 848 and encodes 185 amino acids.